GGGUAGCAUAUGAAAUUUUUUGAAUUCAAUUUUGUGCAAUUCAGAACAACACAAAUCCAAGUCAAGACCACCAAAGCCAUGUUCCCAAACACUACUACCUGAAAAGCCUCAGCCGGCGCACGCUUCCCGUUUUCUUCUUUCUCCUUCGUAGUUGCAGUGCCCUAUCUCAGGGCCAUGGUUUCUGCAGCAGAGCUUCUUUCUCUCUCAUUAGUCUUCCGUGGGAACAAACCCAGUCCUCCUCGCUUUCCGUUUCAAUCCAGUUGCCAUAGACCUAGAAUUUCAUCCGCCGUUAACGGCACAGCCCGAGCUUUGACUUCUCAGUUCAAUCCACAGCCUGUGCCCACACCUCCUCUCCCCGACUCUUCUCCUGUGACAGGUGAAACUAGUGCUUCAGAGAAGGCUUCUACUCUCCGUGAACUCUGCGAAGGUCGCGUGCCCGAGCAUGUCCUGCGCAGAGUGGAGGAGGUUGGUUUUGUCAUUCCUACGGAUGUUCAACGGCAAGCUCUGCCAGUUUUACUCGCUGGACGUGAUUGCAUACUUCAUGCCCAGACAGGUUCUGGGAAGACUCUAGCAUAUCUGUUACUGAUAUUUGCAGCAGUGAACCCUCAAAGAUCUGCUGUGCAAGCACUGAUUGUGGUGCCCACUAGGGAACUCGGCAUGCAAGUUGCAAAAGUUGCCAGGAUGUUGGCUGCAAAGCCCACCGAACUUGGCUUGGGUCAGAAAUCAUGCACUGUCAUGGCUCUUUUAGAUGGAGGAUUGUUGAGUAGACACAAGAAUUGGUUAAAGGCUGAGCCACCUACGAUAGUGGUGGCAACUAUUGGGAGUUUGUGCCGUAUGAUUGAAAAGAGGCUAUUUAAGCUUGAAUCAAUGCAGGUGCUGGUAGUUGACGAGGUGGAUUUCAUGUUCAAUUCUUCAAAAGAAGUCAGUUCACUUAGAAAGCUUUUGACAUCUUAUUCAUCCAUCAAUAGCCGUCAGACCGUUUUUGCUAGUGCAUCCAUCCCACAACACAGGCGUUUCCUACAUGAUUGCAUACAGCAGAAAUGGACCAAGAGUGAUGCAGCUCAUAUCCAUGUGAAUCCAGUUGAACCGAUGCCCUCACAGCUACACCAUAGAUUUAUGAUAUGUAACAAAAAAGAGAGACAAAAAGCCUUGCUAUUCUUGUUACAAUCAGAUGCACCGGACUCUGGUAUAAUUUUUGUUGGCGAACAGUCUGAGAAGUCGAAAAAGGCUGGAAAUCCUCCAUCAACAACUCUUUUGAUUGAUUUCCUAAAGGGUUCAUUUGUGGAAGGUUUGGAUGUCCAUCUUCUGGAGGGAGAGAUGAAUUUCAAUCUGCGAGCAACUUCUCUAUCGGAAGUGAGACAAGGAGGUGGGCAAGGAGGUGGUUAUCUUCUGGUGGCAACAGACAUAGCUGCCAGAGGGUUAGACCUGCCUGAGACUACUCAUAUAUACAACUUUGAUCUGCCAAAAACUGCGGUAAAUUAUCUUCAUCGGGCUGGGAGGACGGGCAGGAAACCAUUUUCAGAUGAAAAAUGCAGAGUCACCAAUAUUAUAACAUCAGAGGAGAGGUUUGCAUUGCAAAGGUUUGAGAAUGAGUUAAUGUUUCAAUGUGAAGAAAUAUUUGUAUAAAAAAAUUUGUUAUUAUCUCCAUUUUAUACAAUAUGUAGUUUUUUUUUUUUUACCUGUUUCAUUCAAACGAAUCUAUAAGCAAUGGUAGAAUUGCUGGAAAAUUUUCAACAUCAUUGUUGCUUUUCAUUGGAAUUUCCAAAAUCACGCAGCAAGGUUUGAGAGAUGAUUAAAAAGUUAUUCCAAAUUGAAAUA
Malania oleifera is the source of this 1818-nucleotide messenger RNA. RefSeq names its product DEAD-box ATP-dependent RNA helicase 58, chloroplastic. Bases 175 to 1626 code for a protein of 483 amino acids. Gene Ontology annotation, molecular function: RNA helicase activity; ATP binding; RNA binding. The record is from RefSeq and is a predicted model, not a curated record. Lineage: Eukaryota; Viridiplantae; Streptophyta; Magnoliopsida; Santalales; Ximeniaceae. The transcript is spliced from 10 exons.